Molecule: messenger RNA, 1398 nt
Organism: Closterium sp. Naga37s-1
Lineage: Eukaryota; Viridiplantae; Streptophyta; Zygnematophyceae; Desmidiales; Closteriaceae
Source: the annotation of a GenBank genome assembly
AUGGCUCCCCGCGCUACUCCCCCAUCGUGGGCCGCUGCCGCCAAUCACCCCGGCGCGACUCCGGCGCGCUUCGUCUUCGUCGUGGCCUGCGCCGCCCUCUUGCUCCUUGCAACCGGCGCCGCGCUUCUGGCGCUCGCCGCCGCGAACCCCGCGGAUACCAUGGUUGCGAGUCGACGGGCUCUGCAAGCCGCACCCGGGUCGGAUGCCGCACCAGGAUCGGAGUCCGCGCCCGGUUCAACGCCCGCACAGCCCGCGCCCGGCUCAACGCCCGCGCAGCCCGCUCCCGGUUCAACGCCCUCACAGCCCGCGCCCGGCUCAACGCCCGCAGAGCCCGCGCCCGGUUCAACGCCCGCAGAGCCCGCGCCCGGCUCAACGUCCGCAGAGCCCGCGCCCGGUUCAACGCCCGCGCAGCCCGCGCCCGGCUCAACACCCGCGCAGCCCGCGCCCGGUUCAACGCCCGCGCAGCCCGCGCCCGGUUCAACGCCCGCGCAGCCCGCGCCCGGUUCGACGCCCGCAGAGCCCGCGCCCGGCUCAUCGCCCGCGCCCGGAUCGAAGCCCGCGCCCGGCGGGUCGAACACCCCACCCAACCUGGACACGUAUUACGACGACGAUUACAUGCAGGACUAUUCCCUAGAGGAGGUGAUCGCAGCCGCGUCGCCGUCCGGCUCGCCGCCCGCCGGCCCUCUCAAGGCGAUGAAACUCGCGAGCGGCAUAAAAUUCGCGGACGUAUCCAAGUCGUUCGACGUGCUGUAUUACCUCGCGAACGCCGCGUGCAAGUUCCCGAACGGGAAGACGAUUUUCCUGCCGACGAACCAGGCGUGGAGCGACGCGCUCGCCGGGUACAAGAAGACGCGGAGCAGCGGCGCGCUGUACGAGGCGUUGGAUGCGGUGGCGAGCGGUAACAAGGUGAAGGACGCGCUGGAUCGCGCGAAGAGCACGGCCAAGACGAAAGACCUCGCGACGCUCGCUGCCAAGGCGAAAGCGUGCAACGCGAAGACGACCAAGGCGCCGCCGAUGUCGGAAGCCGCGCGGACUGCUCUGCUGAACCUCAUGUCGUUCCACACGGCGGAAUCGAAGGUCACGGUUGUGAACCUCGACAACCAGUGUACCCCCACUGGCUACGCCAUCAAGACCGCGUUCAACGGUAACAAUCUGAACUUCAAGUGCGACACUAGCAACACGGGAAAGAUUUCCGGCGCCGACCCGCUCGCGUCCGGGGCUGCUGCGGGUACCUCGUCUGCUGCUGCAGCGAUCCAGGAGGCCCAGAAGGAUUAUUUCUAUGUCAACGCGCUUGUCUUCCCCAGCAACAUCGCCUCCCUGCCAGGGGCUGUUGCAACUGUCUCUCGUCUCUUCACUUCCCUGCUGGUCAUUGGCGCAGCUCUUGCCUGCGCUCUCUAA